This is a messenger RNA of Lactuca saligna, 417 nucleotides long. The record is from the annotation of a GenBank genome assembly. Lineage: Eukaryota; Viridiplantae; Streptophyta; Magnoliopsida; Asterales; Asteraceae.
AUGCAGGCUGCCAAGUCAAAUGUUGCUCUCCAAGCCAAAAAUAAAACAGAUGAACAGAUCCAAGAACUGAUGUCCCAACUGGAGGCAAAAAAUAAAGAAAUUGAAAAGCUAGAAUCUUAUAUAAAAGUGAUCACAGAGUAUCCCAUAAAGGAAGAGGGCGCUUCAGAGAUAGAAAAAAGACAGCUUCCUCGACGUGAAGACGUUCCUAUUACUGGCAAUGAGACAUCUGAUAAGCUUACUACUGAAAAUGUCAGACUCAAGCCAUCAAGAAAAAGGAUGAGACCUGGAGGAGGAGGAAUUUAUUCUUCGCCAACAAGCCAUGAUGAAGUCAGGAUGAAGAAAGCGGUCAACAUGGAAGUCCAUGACACCUGGACGUAUGAAGAAAUUCAACAGCAGUUUGAGGCGUUCUGUCAAUGA